AUUUUUAAUAUGAUAAUUGUUCUUCUCCAGAUGGGUCGUCUCUGCAACUUCCUCUUCUCUUAUCUAGUCUGGAAAUUCUCCCUCACCAGCGUCAACACCUGCACUUUGAGAACCACAACCAUGGAUUUGCUCACAACCUCUCCUACACACCUUUCAUCUUCGCUUCCCUUCUCUCCUUCUCCCUCUCCCGCACGCAUUAGCGCCCUUUUCUCAAAGCCACCCACUUCCUCAUUCAACCCAAAAUCCCCUUCCCCUUCACCAUGUCACUGAACAAUCCCACUCAGGUGCGUCCUCACCGCGUCACCAAAACACUCCAAAAACGCAGACUUUGAGUCUGAAUCUCAGAAACCCAUAAUCAUUUUUCAAAUAUCUUCACCCAUACGCCGGCCACGGCCAUGAGAGGCCCAAAAACCGAUGCCAUAGGGCUGUUUCUGAGGGAGAGAAUCGUGUUCUUGGGGAGCGGCAUCGAUGACUUUGUGGCUGAUGCUAUCAUGAGUCAAUUGCUGCUCUUGGAUGCUCAAGACCCCUGUAAAGAUAUCAAGCUUUUCAUUUAUUCACCUGGUGGCUCUCUCAGGUGAGAAAAGAUUGAUUCCUUUUUCCUCUGUAGCUCUCGGUUGCCCACAAUUUAUGUCUUAGAAUGGGAUUAGGGUUUAUGAAAAUGGUCGAAAAUGUAUGGAGAAGACAGAUGUGAAGUCUUUUGCUUGGAUUAAAUUUUCCUUGGUUCAAGAUAUCAAGGUCUGUUCCCCUUUUGUUAUUGUUUCACGAUCUUUUUGAAGUUUUGAAUUAUGAACGAAUUUCUGUAACAGGUUUAGAAAUUACUGGAUUUAUAUUCAUAAAGUUUUGAUUUUUCAACGCAUUUUGAUCCAUUUUUGUUCAUCUUCAUGUCCUGUGUUGUGCGAUUUGUGAAUCUCCUCUUGAUCAAUGAAAGAGAACGAAAAUGGAAGACUUAAAGGGUGAUAUUUAGGUUCCUCCUCUCUGAAAGAUGAAGAAUUGAAGAUGAAGAAGUGUGAGAUUAGAAUUUACUGGUGUGUUGAAGAUGAACCAAGAACAAUAGAAUAUGAACCAACAAUGUCUGUUUCAAUCUUCAAACUAAAUCUCACUCAUGACCACAUGGAGGCACCACACCCACAUUUUCCCACAGGCACCACAGAAUUCACCCUUAUAUUAUUUUCAGCAAAUCUGCCUUUAAUUUUCAGUGAGAAAAAGGUCUUGUGUAUGUAUGAUAAGCCUAACACUAGAGAUCCAUUGAGUGCUACAAGAGUACAAGUGGGAGACACAGCAUGUUAUACAAAACACAAUUAGUGUUCUUGGACCCCAUUCACAACAACAACACUUUUGUUUCAUUUUUCAGCACGCUUAAACCCUUCCUCUCCGCGCCCUUUUUAUUUGUUUAUGCCAUUUUGCUUUAUUUCACCAUGAAGUGUCAUCAUCAUUCAACACCAACGAAUCAUUUCUUCCACAAUCACAGGUAGAUGGACAACAGUUAAUCUUCCUUUUCCCUUCUCUUUUUGGUUCAGUGUCUCUUUUUCUUCUGGUAUUUGAAUUUGACUGUGCCACUUAUUGCAUUACUACAAGAUGCAAUUGCUUUGACAAGAACAGCAUUUGAGUUCAGAUAAAAGAACAUGUACUUUGUGUUAGUGUUAGCCUUUUCAUUUCCUUGAUCUGGUGUUUUCCAUCCUCACCUUUCUCACCUACAAACUUUUCGAAAAUUUUCCUGACUGAGACUCUCAUUCCAUAGAGGCAUAGACUUAGAUUCAUGAUUUAGUCAUUGUCUUCCGAUAGGAAAAUAAUCAAAGCUUUUUCCUCCUAUGUUGUAUAGCCAUAGAUAGGUUCUGUUAAUAAAGCUUGGCUAUUUUGUCUCAUGGGCUCUGCUUUUCCUCUGUUUCUAAUGAUAUUUUCCUGGGUAUCACUGACAUUACCAGGAUCUGAUUCUCAGAGUGUCACAUCAGUUCAUGUUCUUGACCUCAUGAUAAGAGAUCACACAUUCAAGUCACUGGACAAAAACUUGAGGACAGGAACAGCACAGUCAGUGAAGUUACCUGCAAAUUUUUCUGGCAUCAGUGUUGAUAUUGUGAGGUUCAGAUGUGGCAGUUUGAGAAGGUAUGGUACAAACUUAAAGGAAUUUCAUCUGGGUAUUGGUGUGACUGUGCAUCCAUGUAUUGAGAGAGUCAUGUUGAUCAGACAAAACAUGGGGUAUAACUGGUCUUCUAUAUAUUAUUCUAACUAUGAUCUAACUGGGUAUCAGCUUGUUUCCCCAAUUUUGGGACUCCUAGCUUACAAUGCUGAUGAGGAUUAUGCAAACUCAAGCAACCCUUUUCAACUUGGGAUUGUGGCUGGAGAAAAACCCAUCACAAUUGAUUUCACCAAUGUUACAAAGUUCAACAAUGAUGAUGGGAUGAAAGUGAAACCAACAUUGUGUGCCAGUUUUGAAGGGGAUGGGAGAAUGACACUAGCAAAAACAAACCCUUCAAAACCUUUUGUUUGUGCUGCAAAGAGACAUGGCCAUUUUGGUUUAGUUGUGGAGUAUUAUUCUCCACCUCCACCAGAUCAGUUCAGAAAGCCUAUAAGUCAGUGGAAAGUGGCAGUAGGCAGUACCAUUGGUGCUGCAUUGGGUGCUUUUCUUCUAGGACUGCUUCUUGUGGCAAUGCUUGUGAGGGUGAAGAAGAGAUCAAGAAUGGUGGAGAUGGAGAGAAGGGCCUAUGAAGAAGAAGCUCUUCAGGUGUCAAUGGUUGGACAUGUGAGGGCUCCUACAGCACCUGGCACUCGAACGACACCGACAAUUGAGCAUGAGUAUAUAACUCAUCGUCCUCGCUGAGAAGCUUUGAUUGUGUUGCUGAUUCAAUCAAUUUUGUAACAUUAAGAUGACAUUCAAUCAAAUUUAUCAUAGGCCAAAACUGAAAUUGUAUCAUUAGUAGUACUAUAAGACCAGUUUUCCAAAUAGAGGACUUUCGAUCCCUACAUUCUGCUGAUUCA
Messenger RNA from Lotus japonicus, 2973 nucleotides. RefSeq lists its product as uncharacterized. The record is from RefSeq and is a predicted model, not a curated record. The transcript is spliced from 2 exons. The coding region runs from base 1862 to 2815 and encodes 317 amino acids. NCBI's taxonomy places the organism in Eukaryota, Viridiplantae, Streptophyta, Magnoliopsida, Fabales, Fabaceae. Gene Ontology annotation, cellular component: membrane.